This is a messenger RNA of Gavia stellata (red-throated loon), 1089 nucleotides long. Its product is annotated as blue-sensitive opsin. NCBI's taxonomy places the organism in Eukaryota, Metazoa, Chordata, Aves, Gaviiformes, Gaviidae. Gene Ontology annotation, cellular component: photoreceptor outer segment; membrane. Gene Ontology annotation, molecular function: G protein-coupled receptor activity. Gene Ontology annotation, biological process: visual perception; G protein-coupled receptor signaling pathway; phototransduction. The record is from RefSeq and is a predicted model, not a curated record. The coding region runs from base 1 to 1089 and encodes 362 amino acids. The transcript is spliced from 5 exons.
AUGCAGAAGUCGCGGGAGGGCCGGGAGGAGCUCCCGGAUGACUUCUUCAUCCCCAUGGUCCUGGAGACCCCCAACCUGACGGCGCUGAGCCCCUUCCUGGUGCCGCAGACCCACCUGGGCAGCCCCGGGGUCUUCAUGGGGAUGUCGGCCUUCAUGUUCGUGCUGAUCGCCCUGGGCGUCCCCAUCAACACCCUCACCAUCUUCUGCACCGCCAAGUACAAGAAGCUGCGCUCCCACCUCAACUACAUCCUGGUCAACCUGGCCGUCUCCAACCUGCUGGUCAUCUGCGUCGGCUCCACCACCGCCUUCUACAGCUUCUCCCAGAUGUACUUCGCCCUGGGGCCCACCGCCUGCAAGAUCGAGGGCUUCGCCGCCACCCUGGGAGGCAUGGUCAGCCUGUGGUCGCUGGCGGUGGUGGCCUUCGAGCGGUUCCUGGUGAUCUGCAAGCCCCUGGGCAACUUCACCUUCCGGGGCAGCCACGCCGUCCUGGGCUGCGCGGCCACCUGGAUCUUCGGCCUGGUGGCCUCCGUGCCCCCCCUCUUCGGCUGGAGCAGGUACAUCCCCGAGGGGCUGCAGUGCUCCUGCGGCCCCGACUGGUACACCUCCAACAACAAGUGGAACAAUGAGUCCUACGUCAUCUUCCUCUUCUGCUUCUGCUUCGGCGUGCCCCUCAGCAUCAUCAUCUUCUCCUACGGCCGCCUCCUCCUCACCCUGCGCGCGGUGGCGAAGCAGCAGGAGCAGUCGGCCACGACGCAGAAGGCGGAGCGGGAGGUGACCAAGAUGGUGGUGGUGAUGGUGCUGGGCUUCCUGGUCUGCUGGGCCCCCUACUCCACCUUCGCGCUCUGGGUGGUGACCCACCGCGGGCAGCACUUCGAGGUGGGGCUGGCCUCCAUCCCCUCCGUCUUCUCCAAGGCCUCCACCGUCUACAACCCCAUCAUCUACGUCUUCAUGAACAAGCAGUUCCGCUCCUGCAUGCUGAAGCUGGUGUUCUGCGGGAAGAGCCCCUUCGGGGACGAGGACGACGUCUCGGGGUCCUCCCAGGCCACCCAGGUCUCCUCCGUCUCCUCCAGCCAGGUCUCGCCCGCGUAG